Molecule: messenger RNA, 876 nt
Organism: Brettanomyces bruxellensis
Lineage: Eukaryota; Fungi; Ascomycota; Pichiomycetes; Pichiales; Pichiaceae
Exons: 1
Coding region: 1-876 (291 amino acids)
Source: RefSeq, a predicted model, not a curated record
AUGCAAGCUUUGGGAAAGAAGGUGCAUGUCAGCAAGGCAAAGUUUGUGAACGAGAUUAAGCAGCACAGGAACGUCUAUGCCGAGCAGGAAACAGAUUUCAACACUUGGAAAGCACCAAACGGUGAAAUCUAUUUGGUUCCCGAGUUCCGAAACAAAAACAAACAGUCGGACGAGCAACUAGGAUAUGCCUUAAGUAUGAGCGAAGACGAUGAGUUGGCACAGCAAUCGUUAGUUGCCGUGAAAGAGGAAAACCUCACCGCUUUGGGCUUCCCGAUAUUCUGGCAUUCUCCAUGUGAAGAGGAGGAGGAAGAAGAAGAACCGCAACCCAGAAAAAUUACCAUCAUUCUUGAUGGAAUUGACGCCACGAUGGAAACUGGGGAGGAGGCAAAGGCUGAAAACAACAACCUCAAGUUCGUUGGGCUCGACAAUGAAGAUUCAGACAAUCUAGUGACCGAGACAUUGGUCCAACAGAUAACUUUAAACUCUACAAUCACCAGCAUCCACAGAAAAACAUUAGCAUACGCUGGAACAGGGAUCUUCGUGUUGAAUGUCACCGACAUUCCAACGGCAGCGAGUACACUAACAACACCAGCAAGCACAUUAACAACACCUCCAGUGUCCAGCAAUGCAGAUAUCUGGGAAACAUCGAAAAUCUCCAGAAGCCUGACCCUCGGUUUCGGUUUGACAAAUGACACCGACACGGUGCAAAACAAUUCAACUGUUCCAGGUUCAAACUCCACACACUCCACUUUCUCUCCCCAAACUAUCGCAGACCAGACGGAAAGUGCCAACGAGGCCUUUAAUGCACUGCCAGAGUUGUAUCACUCUUUGUUUGGUGCCGCCGUCUUACUCGCGUCGAUCGUCCUGAUGGCAUGA